AUGCGGUAUAUACGCAAUAAAGACUCCACGUGCCUGCAGCACCAACAGCAGCAGCAGCAGCAGCAGCAGCAGCAGCAGCAAGAGCAGCAGCAGCAGGAGCAGCAGCAGCAGGAGCAGCAGCAGCAGAAAAAUAGCAGCAGCAGCAGCAGCAGCAGCAGCAAUAUAAAUCAGCAGCAGCAGCAACAGCAGCAGCAGCAACAACAGCAGCAACAGCAGCAGCCACAGCAACAGCAACAACAACAGCAGCACCAGCAGCAACACCAGCAGCAGCACCAGCAGCAACACCAGCACCAGCAACAACAACAGCACCACCAGCAGCAACACCAGCAGCAGCAGCAGCAACAGCAACACCAGCAGCAGCAACAGCAGCAGCAGCAGCAGCAGCAUCAUACCUCGCAUAGAGAAUAUAUUUUUGUAAUAUUUCUUGAUCGAUAG
This is a messenger RNA of Eimeria mitis, 435 nucleotides long. RefSeq lists its product as uncharacterized. Bases 1 to 435 code for a protein of 144 amino acids. The record is from RefSeq and is a predicted model, not a curated record. Lineage: Eukaryota; Apicomplexa; Conoidasida; Eucoccidiorida; Eimeriidae. The transcript is spliced from 3 exons.